UUCACCUGGAGCAAAUCAACAUAUCAAGCGAUCUUACACAUUUGAGAAAAGUUUGCCCAAACAAGAGAACGCCAAGGCUUAUACCCGCCCUUGAGGAUUAGAGUCUAGUAGUCACGAUGUUUGGAAGAAUAUCACAUGCUUUGGGCUUGAAGUCUCUUGCUUCAGCAGGUCGUUCUUCAUUACCUCAAGGUGUUCUAUCGUCAAAACGUGGUUUUCAUUUUUCGUCGAAGUUAAAUACCUAUGAAGAAGAAAAAGUAAUUAUUGAUGAACUUUCGGGACAAAUCAGCGAUACCGAUGUUGCCAGACUUAAUAAUAUGAGGAAUAUUGGUAUUUCAGCACAUAUUGAUUCUGGUAAAACCACCUUCACUGAAAGAGUUUUGUUCUACACCGGUAGAAUCAAGGCCAUUCAUGAUGUUAGAGGUAGAGACGGUGUCGGCGCCAAGAUGGACCAUAUGGAUUUGGAAAGAGAAAAAGGUAUUACUAUUCAGUCUGCUGCUACUUAUUGCUCAUGGGAAAGAAGUCCUGAAAAAUCCUAUCACUUCAACUUGAUUGAUACCCCAGGUCACAUUGAUUUCACUAUUGAAGUCGAAAGAGCCUUGAGAGUUUUAGAUGGUGCUGUUUUGGUGGUUUGUGCUGUUUCUGGUGUUCAGUCACAAACAGUAACUGUUGACCGUCAAAUGAAGAGAUAUAAUGUCCCAAGAAUCACAUUUAUCAACAAGAUGGAUAGAAUGGGUGCCAAUCCAUGGAAGGCUAUUGACCAAAUUAGAGCUAAGUUGAAGAUCCCUGCUGCUGCUGUACAAGUUCCAAUCGGUUCCGAAAAGGAUUUGAUUGGUGCCGUCGAUAUCAUUCAUAACAAGUCUAUUUAUUAUGAAGGUGCUCAAGGUGAAAAGUUAAGAAUUACUGAGGAAAUCCCAGAAGAACUGAAAGAUCUCGUGGCUGAGAAACGGUCUGAACUGAUUGAAACUUUAGCUGAUGUUGAUGAUGAGAUCGCUGAAUGUUUCAUCGAUGAAGUUGAGCCAACUAUUGAUCAAAUCAAGGGAGCAAUUAGAAGAUCAACUAUCGCCAGAAAGUUCACGCCUGUGUUUAUGGGUUCUGCAUUGGCAAAUAAGGGUAUUCAACCUGUUCUUGACGGUGUCUGUGACUAUUUACCAGAUCCAAGUGAAAUCUUGAACACUGCUUUGGAUCUUGCUAAUGAAGAAAAAUCCGUCAACUUAGUUGCAGCAUCAAACUCUCCAGCUGUUGCACUUGCAUUCAAAUUGGAAGAAGGUAAGUACGGGCAAUUAACUUACUUGCGUGUCUACCAAGGUAAGCUCAGAAAAGGAUCCAUGAUCACUCAUGUCAAAACUGGUAAGAAAGUCAAGUUGGCUAGAUUAGUGCGUAUGCACUCUGAAGAAAUGGAAGAUGUUGAUGAAAUCCAUGCUGGUGAAAUUUGUGCAACCUUCGGCAUUGACUGUGCUUCUGGUGAUACUUUCACUGAUGGAUCUGUCGACUAUUCCAUGAGUUCUAUGUUCGUGCCAGAUGCCGUUGUCUCAUUGUCAAUCUUGCCAAAGACCAAGGAUGCUGCUAAUUUCUCCAAAGCUGUUAAUAGGUUCCAAAAGGAGGAUCCAACUUUCCGUGUCCAUUUUGAUAAAGAUUCUAAGGAGACUAUUAUUUCAGGUAUGGGUGAGUUACAUUUGGAGAUUUAUGUUGAAAGAAUGAAGAGAGAAUACAAUGUUGAAUGCACCGUUGGUAGACCAAGAGUUGCAUAUAGAGAAUCCAUUUUAUCAGCUUCUGCAUUCGAUUACACACACAAGAAACAAUCAGGUGGUGCUGGUCAGUUUGCUAAGGUUAUGGGUAAGAUGGAGGCUACCUCAUUGGCUGAUCCAGAAGAUAUCGGCGCCACCUUAGGUGACGAUGUUAAGUUCCGUAAUCACUUCCAAACCAAGGUUGUUGGUGGUAAGAUUUCUGAGAAAUUUUUACUCGCAUGUCAAAAAGGUUUUGAGGACUGUUGUGAGAAGGGACCACUAACAGGUUCAAGAGUUCUAGGUGUUCACAUGAUUGUCGAUGAUGGUGCAACACACGUUGUCGAUUCUUCUGAAAUGGCAUUUAGAACUGCGACUCAGUUUGCAUUCAAGCAAGCAUUUAUGCAAUCCCAGCCAGUUGUUUUGGAACCAAUUAUGAACGUUGUGAUUACUGCGCCAAAUGAGUUCCAAGGUGCAGUGAUUGGUUUGGUUAACAAAUUGGGUGGUUUGAUCAAUGACACUGAAAACCAAGCUGAUGAUUUCAAUUUGAUUUCUGAUUGUUCAUUAAACCAGUUAUUUGGAUUUGCAUCCAAGUUGAGAGCAGUUACUCAAGGUAAGGGUGAAUUCACAAUGGAAUUCAAAGAAUAUCAACCUGCUCCUCCACAAUUACAAAAGCAAUUAAUCGAAGACCACCAGAAGAAAAACAAGGAUUAAAUUCAGAGGUUUUUUAUUUUUUUGAGAAAUUUUUUGUACAUAACAAUAGAUCGAGUUUAAAGCCCGAAAAAUAACAAACAAUAUAUAAAUCGAUAAAUUUAUGUAACAUAUUUCACUGUUUAUAGUUCACAUUUGUGAUAGUAACUUUUUUUACACAAAAAAAAGGAAAAAGAAGGACAGCGCAGUCCGUUUUGAAUUGAAAAAG
Molecule: messenger RNA, 2640 nt
Organism: Pichia membranifaciens NRRL Y-2026
Lineage: Eukaryota; Fungi; Ascomycota; Pichiomycetes; Pichiales; Pichiaceae
Exons: 1
Coding region: 117-2435 (772 amino acids)
Biological process (GO): mitochondrial translational elongation
Cellular component (GO): mitochondrion
Molecular function (GO): GTP binding; translation elongation factor activity; GTPase activity
Source: RefSeq, a predicted model, not a curated record